UGCUCGCUUACUGUAUUUUUUUUUAGGAGGCGGGGCUAGACUGGAUCGACCACUGCUACCUCACCACUACAUCGAUUCAAAGUGCGUGUGCCAGAUUGUUGGGUCAGUCGGUUUAGCUGUGAGGAGUCCAUGCAAAUUAUGAGGUCCAAUUCACCACAGAGUAUACCGAGAUGCUGAGCCAAAACACCGGGAAGGACUUCCAAGCUCCUGAGAAGUCGAACCCUGUUGCAUUUCCUCAUACCCCUCUUCUUCGUCGCUCUACUAGUUGUCAACACUGAGGAUUUCAGCUGUGAACACUUCAAUGGCGUUUUUAAUGAAAAAGAAGAAGUUCAGGUUUCAAAUCCAUUUUACUUUGGAGGAGCUAGCCGCCGUACCGUUUGUCAAUGGCGUCCUUUUCUGCAAAAUCAGAUUGUUGGACGGAGGGGACUUUGCCAGCUCGUCAUCCAGGGAGGAGGUCCAGCACAACUGUGUAUGCUGGAGGAAGAAGUUCUCCUUUGUGUGUAAGAUGAGUGCCAGUCCCACCACAGGACUCCUGGACCCCUGCAUCUGCAGGGUCUCUGUACGCAAGGAACUAAAAGGAGGAAAAGCAUUUUCAAAGCUGGGCUUUGCUGAUCUCAACAUGGCAGAGUUUGCAGGCUCAGGGUCUGCUGUGCGCUGCUGCAUCCUCGAGGGUUAUGACACCAAGAACACACGCCAGGACAACUCCAUCCUCAAGGUUACGAUUGGUAUGACUCUGCUGUCUGGGGACCCCUGCUUUAAAACGCCCCCCAGCACAGCCAAGUCCACCUCCUCCCCAGGUCAGGACCCCUCCUUGCAGCUGGCCUGUAAGGGUGAGGGCACCACCACUCCCCCAACACCAGGGGGCAGCACUGCAGGACGGCCACUCAGGGCAAGACCUCCUCCGCUCACCUCUGGGGUGCCUGGGGAGCAGGAACAGAGCAUGUCCAGCCCUGACGAGGUCGUCCAUUCUGGACACUCACGCAACUCCAGCUACGCCAGCCAGCAGAGCAGGAUUUCAGGGUACAGCACAGAGCACUCCCGGUCCUCCAGCCUGACGGACCUCACCCACCGGCGCACAGCCUCCAGCAGCAGCAGCGCCUCUGGGGGCGUGUGCACCCCCACCCUGACCCUGGCCUCCGCAGAUCCCCACAGCGACCCCCCGGGCCGGCCGGAGAGGCCCCCCAGGCCCCCCCGCCCUGCCCUGCUCUCCAAAAGACCCUCAAGGAGGCAGAAGGAUUCGGUGGAGAGCCACCCCACCUGGGUAGACGACACACGCAUUGACGCUGACGAUGUCGUGGAGAAAAUCCUUCAGAGCCAAAACUUUGCUGAUGUCAGCAACAACGAAGACAGCAACCUGAGGCUGUUUGUCAGCCGGGAUGGGACCACGUCACUCAGUGGAGUGCAGAUGGGCAGCAGGGUGACAGCUGGGGUCUUUGAGCCAGUCGUGAUUGAGAGCCAUUAACUGCUGUUAAUGCUACACAGCUCGGUGUCUCCUUCCAUUACCUGGUGUAGGAGAGACACCCUGAUGAUCACCUGGUGUAGGAGAGACACCCUGAUGAUCACCUGAUGUAGGAGAGACACCCUGAUGAUCACCUGAUGUAGGAGAGACACCCUGAUGAUCACCUGAUGUAGGAGAGACACCCUGAUGAUCACCUGGUGUAGGAGAGACACCCUGAUGAUCACCUGAUGUAGGAGAGACACCCUGAUGAUCACCUGAUGUAGGAGAGACACCCUGAUGAACACCUGAUGUAGGAGAGACACCCUGAUGAUCACCUGGUGUAGGAGAGACACCCUGAUGAUCACCUGAUGUAGGAGAGACACCCUGAUGAUCACCUGGUGUAGGACAGACACCCUGAUGAUCACCUGAUGUAGGAGAGACACCCUGAUGAACACGCGGCUGGAGAUGGAGAGUUGAGGUUUAGAGGGUUAGUGGGUUGGGUUAGGGUUGUUAUGUUGUUAGGGUUAGUGGGUUGGGUUAGGGUUGUUAUGUUGUUAUGAGAUUGAAUGUUUGCACAUGAACCUGUCUUUGAUGUUCACUUUUAGAGAAACCAUUGUACUGCAGUAAAAAAAAAAAUAUUGUGCACUUAAUUUAAAAUAUUUACUGAACUGGUGGAAGGUAUUUUAUCCAAAAUAUUACAGCACUGGCAGCCAUCUGAUGAAACAUGUAUCAGUUCAGGUUAGUGUUGCCGAGUCAGGUAAUAAGAAAGGUACAAGCUGGAGUUGUUCUCUGAUGUGAUGUUCAUCACAUAUGGCUGCACACAGACAGGGAGGGGGAUUCUUGAUCCUCUGCUAUACCAUUAGUGUUGUCUCUGGGUGCUUGCCUUGAGAGAGUAAUGCUUGAUGAGAGACAGCAGUGUUGAGCUCACCAGCUGGUUUGGUGACUACAGAAGCACAGGGAAGGUUUUUACUUGAGGUAGAAACUGGAGAGAGCUACAACCCAGGCAGCCGCUAAUGUAUGACUGCACAGACAGCAGAGAUCUGAGUGGAAUGCAUGUUAGAUCUUAUAGUUUAAAAAUGUACCCUUCUGAUUGUCUGACUACAAAAAUACAAUGUUUUAUUUUGAAAAAUGUAAGUAGUUAGCUGGCUAACUCCCCUGUCUCUGCACAUGCUGGGUCUGCAGCUGGGGUUCUCAGAGCCGUGGAGGCACCCGCAGGGUCAAGGAUGCAUGCUGCAGGGUGAAGGGUGCAUGCUGCAGGGUGAAGGGUGCAUGCUGCAGGGUGAAGGGUGCAUGCUUCACCAAUCUUCCACUGUGUCCUCGUCAACAAUGGUUUCAGUCAAUGCUCCCUCAUCCGUACAGGACAGUGUCCUCUGAGUGUGUGUCUCCAUGUGUUUACGUGUCUGUUUGCGCAUGUGUGUAUGCGAAUGCUUUAAAGUAAAACUAUGUGUAUGUGUGCAAAGAGUGAUUGUGUGUGUAAGCAGAUCAUUUGCCUGUGCAAGGGAGAUUUUAAAGAGCUUGUUUUUCAUUUGGUCUGAAAGUUGAAAUCAGGAAAUGUACAAACUCUUUGUUUGAUUUGUGUCUUCUAAAUGUAGGUAAUCUUUUUUAUAUAUACUUAAUUCAAUCCCUUUGUCCAAUAAUAGCUUUCAUCUUUAAUUAUUUGUUUAAUCAACAACCAAAAAGUGUGAAAAUGACCCAUGUAUGAAAUUUUGCCAACUUGGAUUCUUUAUUUGAGUAAGUCAGAACACGUCCUUCAUCCUCCGAAUCUCAGAGAGAACGGACCUGAAACGACCUGCUGCUUACAGGAUGUUUAUUAUUGUUCUUCACUCUUACACCUUCAUGAUUGUUAUAGGUGUUGUGUUUGUGGUGUGUGUGUUGUGUAUGUGUGUGUAUCCUUGUAUACAGCAAAAGAAACCACUGAAUAAAGUUUGAAAUCCUCUUCAUUGCGUUACUACUCUGGGACAUUAGCGACCCCUGACCACACAAGGACCUGUUGUGUAACAUGACCACACAAGGACCUGUUGUGUAACAUGACCACACAAGGACCUGUUGUGUAACAUGACCACACAAGGACCUGUUGUGUGACAUGUCCCUCUGGACAACACUGGAUUUCAAAAUUACCUUUUUUUAAAUAAUGAAACCACUAUAUUUGUUUUGUGGUUUUAGAAAAAAAGUUGUUUUCCCUCUUUCUAAGAACAGUCUGAACCUAAAUAACUUUACUUUCUGUUGUUGUGAUUCCAAAUCAGCAGGCUGGUUUACCUUUUCGUUUGUGGUGAAAAUAUUGCUAUGUAUGUGGUAUGUAUGGUAUGGUAAAAUGUUGAUCUUCAAGUUAACUACAUACAUAUUCUAUCUAGUGUAUUCUCUAUACUGUACAUACACCCUGAAGAUGAAAUAAUUGUUCCUCUGCUACUGUUUUCAGAAAGUGUAUUGUUUGAGUACGUUUUUUUUCCUACAUACUUGACAGUUUGUAAUGUGAUUUUUUUAACAAAAUCGUAGUGCUGUCUCUGGUGUCAUGGAUGAAACACAACACAUUCUUUUCUUUUUGGCUACAUGAUGUACUGAAUAUAUGUUUAUUUUAGGUAUGACAUUUCCAUCUAAAGACAGACUUAAUCAUUCAUUUAAAGUACCUUGGCUUUUGUUUGUUUUUAUAUCAAUUGACACAUUUCCCUUAUAACAAAGGUGUAUCUCUAAAUCAACCCAAAUUCAGCACUGGUCAUCAUUGUAAAGGAUUUAAUCUAUGCACACUUUGAAGACUCACAGAACUUUACCCAGAUUGUAAUCUAGACUUUUAAUAUGUAUAUUGAUAAAUAUAUAAAAUAUGACAUAUUUAUUAUAAAAAUCUAAACAGUUAGUGAAUUGUAUCAACAUAAAACUAUUAAAUUGCUAUAUUAAAAAAAUGAUUAUUUUACAUAAAUUUUAAAAGGCAAUUCUCUAAAGUUUUCUAUUAUUUAUGCCUGGGGUUUCCUGUCCCUCUAGAUAAUAGCAGUGAGACGAGGAGAGGUUGAAUUAUAUUUGUAUACAAAUACUGUAUUUGAAUGUCCUAUUCUUGAUUGUAUAUGUCUAUUGGAAAAGUUUCAUUUAAUAUUUUUGGGGAAAUAAAAAGGUUGGUAAUCUGGAA
Osmerus eperlanus (European smelt) is the source of this 4553-nucleotide messenger RNA. Its product is annotated as early estrogen-induced gene 1 protein-like. The transcript is spliced from 13 exons. Lineage: Eukaryota; Metazoa; Chordata; Actinopteri; Osmeriformes; Osmeridae. The coding region runs from base 302 to 1462 and encodes 386 amino acids. The record is from RefSeq and is a predicted model, not a curated record.